AUGUUUGGUAAGUCUGACUUUUCAUACCUUAAACUCAAGCCUGAUCAUGCCUCACGUCCUUUGUGGAUUAGUCCUGAAGACGGAAAAAUUAUUCUUGAAAGCUUUUCACCGCUGGCCGAGCAAGCUCAAGAUUUCCUGGUUACAAUUGCCGAACCUAUUAGUAGACCCAGUCAUAUCCAUGAAUACCGUAUAACGACAUAUUCUCUGUAUGCAGCCGUCUCUGUUGGACUGGAAACAAAUGAUAUUAUUUCAGUUCUCAACAGAUUAUCCAAGGUACCGGUACCAAAGAGUAUUAUCACAUUCAUUCAUAGUUGUACUAUCUCAUACGGUAAAGUCAAGCUUGUCUUGAAACACAAUCGUUACUUUGUUGAAAGUUCGCAUGCUGAUACUUUGCAAAUGCUAUUGAAAGACCCUGAAGUUGGGAGGUUACGAAUUGAAGCUUCUGAGACAGUUACUAAAGAUGGUCUUGUUACAGAACGUGCGCCUACUGCUGGAUCCUUAGUGAUUCCUGGUACGGCAGCUAGUAGAAAGGAUAAUUCAGCACCGGAUCAAGCUGCUACCGCUACAGGAGCUAACGGUGCUUCUGCCCAGUCCGGCGAUGGUGAUACGGGUGAUUUUUUUUCCCAUAUAGUUGAUAUCGAGAGAGAUGACGAUGAUGAUUUAGAUGCAGUUCAUUCAUUUGAAAUCUCUCCUGAUUCUGUAGAAGAUGUCAAGAAGCGAUGCCAGAUAAUUGACUAUCCUGUUCUGGAGGAGUAUGAUUUCAGAAAUGAUCUUAGAAAUCCAGAUUUAGAUAUCGAUUUAAAGCCAUCGACACAGAUUCGACCAUACCAGGAAAAGAGUUUGAGUAAGAUGUUUGGUAAUGGCCGUGCAAGAUCAGGUAUUAUUGUAUUGCCAUGUGGUGCAGGUAAAACUUUGGUUGGUAUCACUGCUGCCUGUACUAUCAGAAAAAGUGUCAUUGUGCUCUGUACCUCAUCUGUGUCAGUUAUGCAAUGGCGACAACAAUUUUUGCAAUGGUGUACUAUUCAGCCUGAAAAUGUAGCAGUGUUCACAUCAGAUAAUAAGGAGAAGUUUCAAGGUGAUGCUGGUUUAGUUGUGUCGACAUACUCCAUGGUGGCUAAUACUCGUAAUAGAUCGCAUGAUUCCCAGAAAAUGAUGGACUUUUUGACGUCACGGGAAUGGGGUUUUAUUAUUUUAGAUGAGGUUCACGUUGUUCCUGCUGCUAUGUUUAGAAGAGUAGUUACAACGAUUGCUGCUCAUGCUAAGCUUGGUUUGACUGCAACAUUAGUAAGAGAAGACGACAAGAUUAAUGAUUUGAACUUUUUGAUUGGUCCUAAGCUAUAUGAGGCCAAUUGGAUGGAUCUUGCACAGAAAGGACAUAUUGCCAAUGUUCAAUGUGCUGAAGUAUGGUGCCCUAUGACAUCUGAAUUUUAUCAAGAAUAUUUAUUGGCCAAUGCUCGUAAGAGGAUGCUGUUAUAUAUCAUGAACCCAACCAAAUUUCAGGCAUGCCAAUUCCUUAUUGAGUAUCAUGAGCGUCGUGGUGACAAGAUUAUUGUGUUUUCUGAUAAUGUAUAUGCUCUCAAAGCGUAUGCGUUGAAACUGGGCAAACCAUUUAUUUUUGGUGGUACGCCACAACAGGAACGAAUGAUGAUUUUGAAAAAUUUCCAGUACAACGAAGAUGUCAAUACCAUUUUCUUGUCGAAAGUCGGUGAUACUAGUAUCGAUUUGCCAGAAGCCACAUGUUUGAUCCAGAUUUCAUCGCACUACGGUUCUCGUAGACAGGAAGCACAACGUUUAGGCAGAAUUCUGAGAGCCAAGAGAAGGAAUGAUGAAGGUUUCAACGCUUUCUUUUACUCAUUGGUAUCAAAGGAUACACAAGAAAUGUAUUACUCUACCAAGAGACAAGCGUUUUUGGUAGACCAGGGCUAUGCAUUCAAAGUAAUUACACAUUUGCACGGUAUGGAAACGCUACCAAACCUAGCAUAUUCGUCACUCAGCGAGCGUAGAGAACUUUUACAAAUGGUACUUUUGCAGAAUGAAGACGCCGCUGGCAUCGAAGCAGGCGAUGAUGCUGACGACUUUGUGGGCAGAGGUUCUAAUAUUGUCAAGGCCAAAGCUAAGCGACAUGUGGGUUCUCUCGCCAGUUUGGCAGGAGGUGAAGACAUGGCUUACAUUGAGUACAACAAAAACAAGAAUAAAGAACUCAAGAGCCACAAUCCGGUCAUUAAGAAGCUUUACUACAGGAAAAAAUAG
Messenger RNA from Sugiyamaella lignohabitans, 2250 nucleotides. It is a transcript of the gene SSL2, whose product is annotated as TFIIH/NER complex ATPase/helicase subunit SSL2. The record is from RefSeq and is a predicted model, not a curated record. Gene Ontology annotation, cellular component: transcription preinitiation complex; nucleotide-excision repair factor 3 complex; transcription factor TFIIH holo complex. Gene Ontology annotation, molecular function: hydrolase activity; DNA binding; 3'-5' DNA helicase activity. NCBI's taxonomy places the organism in Eukaryota, Fungi, Ascomycota, Dipodascomycetes, Dipodascales, Trichomonascaceae. Gene Ontology annotation, biological process: transcription initiation at RNA polymerase II promoter; nucleotide-excision repair. The transcript has a single exon. Bases 1 to 2250 code for a protein of 749 amino acids.